UCGAUACAAAGCUUCAAUGAAAAUCGGUUCGUUUUUUUGAUACACGCUUCGGAGCUUCGGUGUCACUGGUAACAUCACUAUAUUUUAGUAUUAAUAUGUUGAAGAUGAGAGAUGAGAUGUGCUGUAAAUCAGUAGGAACUGAUCUGUCCAUGCUGGAUAUUGAUGAUUUCAUCACAGAAAUCUCUCAGCUGAAGAAAGAGGUGGCGUUACUGGAGGCAAAGCUGAGGUCAAGAGGAGAUGAAGGAGUGAAGAGAGAGGAUGUGGAUGUGGAUUGUUGUGAAUCUUUAGUGUAUGUGACUGAUGGAUGUCUGGAUUCAGUGUGGAUGAGCAGAGAUCAGAGCCGCACACCACAGCCACUGCUGGACUCUAAACUCUCUGAAGAGAAAUCCAGACACACACAGGACUCAGAGCUCGGUCUCACUUUACUCUGCUAUACUGAGUCAAAGCCCACAGACGCUCAGGACACUGUGUGUGACAGUAAUCAGGGCUUACAGGAUGAGGAAUCUACUGAUCAAACCUCCACAGAGUCUCUGGAUUCUGUCUGUAACGCUGGAGAACAGCAGCAGAUCCUGCAGACCACACUGAAGAUGUGUUCAGUCAAACUGAUCGACUGCAGGAACCUGAUGAUGAAGAUGAGAAGAGAACCCACAGAAGAGGAAGAUCACAAUUAUAAAGAGGAAGACAAUCAUGCAGAUGAUUUAAAUCCAUCAGAAAUCGAGACUCAUCAGACCAGGCAACACUUUUCCAGUCUUCAACUGUCAAAUUUUGAUGUGAAAAGUGAGUCAUGUUGUUAUGGAGAAACGUCCUCCACAUCAGAAGAUCGACUGACAGCACAAACUCUUUCCUGCAUCACCUGUGGAAAGACAUUCAGCUCACAGAGACAUUUAGAGAGACAUGAGAGAAAACACACAGAACAGAAACUCAGCUUUACUACCUUACAAGAGAAGAAACUUCAUCAUUCAAAAGAGCACGGAGAGAAGAAGAAGAAGAAGAAGAAGUUUCACUGUGAGCAGUGUGGGAAGAUUUUUGUCUUCUUAUCUCAGCUGAAAGUUCACAUGAGGACACACAGUGGUGAAAAGUCUUUCUACUGCACUGAAUGUGGAAAUUACUUCAGCACCAAACAAAGUCUUGAUGGUCAUCAGAGAAUUCACACAGGAGAAAAACCAUACGAGUGUCCUCACUGUGAGAUGAGAUUCAGACAUAAAAGCAAUUUGAGGAGACACGUGCGUUCACACACAAAUGAGAGACCGUAUCAGUGCAGUAAAUGUGACAAAGCCUUUAGGGAUUCACCUUCAUUAAAAUCACACCAGAAUAUUCACUCUGAACUUUAUAAAUGUUCAUUCUGUGAUAAACGUUUCUAUCGUAAAUUUAAUCUUAUAUGCCACGAGAGCAUUCACACUGAAAAACCUUACAAAUGCUUUCAGUGUGAUAAGACGUUUACUCAGUCAAGGAACUUACAAAUCCAUGAGAGAGUUCACACUGGAGAGAAACCUUACGCCUGCUCUGAAUGUGGAAAGAGAUUCACUUAUCUAUCUAGUGUCACAGUUCAUGAGAGAAUUCAUACAGGUGAAAGACCUUUCAAAUGCUCUCAAUGUGAGAAGACGUUUAUUCAGUCAAGUAAAUUAAAAGUCCAUGAGAGAAUUCACACCGGAGAGAAACCUUAUCACUGUAGUCUCUGUGGGAGGAGUUUUGGGCGGCGUGAUAAUUUCGUAAAGCACCAGAAUACUCAUACAGGUGAAAAACCUUUCAAAUGCUCUCAGUGUGAUAAGACGUUUCAUCAGUCAAGUAACUUAAAAGCCCAUGAGAGAGUUCAUACAGGAGAGAAACCUUACAUCUGCUCGAUCUGUGGAGAGAGAUUCACUCAUCAUGGAAGUCUUCAGUAUCAUCAGAAGAAACACAAGAACAAACUACACUGAAAUCAUCUUGGUGCCUUAAAGUUUUGCAAUUUAUCUGGACAUAGAUCAUAAAUAUAAAUUAGAAGGAUCACUUGCUGAAGAGAAAAUGUAGGUGACAAGCAGGGUUGUAUAAGGUUUUGCAGUAUACUAUAUUAUAUAUUUCCUACUAUGUAUAUGAUUUGCAAAGACGAGAGUAUUCAACGGCAAUAAACAUCUCAUGUUGCUAUAAAUAUCCUCACAUAACUUAACAUAACAGCAUAAUGCAAUGAAUAAACAGACAAGGAAGCAGGUUUGACAUGCAAAUUGUAUUAUUAUAAUCGGAAAAACAGCAAUAUUACUAAAAUAAACACUGAGGUAUUCUAAAUGUGCCAAACACGCUGUUAUCGCACUAACAAGUCUAAAUAGCUCAAUAACAGUGAAAAAAACAUUAUUAUCUCUCAAAACUUUAUAUAAUAAAAAUUAUAUUCAAAGAAAUAUGAGCAUGUUCAUCUCUGGCCUUGCUCUGUUAUGUAAUAGCGCUGAUUGACAGGUGCGCUUCCCCGUCUUUCAAACAGAUAUAAUUUUGUAUAGUUACUCCUUUAGAAAAUGUACUGAAAAUGUAAUAUAGUGAAAAGAUUUUUGGCAGAUUAAUUACGUUUUAUAUUACGCUAUAAUUUUACUUAAAAUACCAUGGUUAUUUUGGUGAGACCAUAGUAAAUUUAUGGUUACUGUUGUUUUACUACAAAUAAAAACGUAAAAGACUAUGUUAAUAUAAUUAAACAACGUACAAACAUACUUUAUGUAUAUGCAUUUAUGGUAAAACUGCUGCAUUUUCAUGUCAAUUCAUGCUCAUUUCAAAGACUAAACAUGCGCUAUCACUUUAAAUCAGCGUGUACAGCUUGCUUGAAGUACAGAAAAAAUUGACUCUGCUGCACCACAUCUGCAACGGAUCGGACAGACCACAAACAUAUUCUUUCUUUCUUUCUUUCUUUCUUUAUAAAGCACUUUCACACAACGGUUAAGUUAGGACAAAGUGCUGUACAUUAUUAAAAGAAAACAGCAUUAGUAAAACACAGCCACAAUAAAAAAAUAACAAGUAGUAAAAUAACAAGACAUAAGACAGUUACAUAAGACAACAUUAAAAAUCUUACACCAUUAAAUGUUUUUUGAGUCUGCAUUUGAAAACUGGUAAGGAGGGUGCAGCUCUAAUAGACAAAGGGAGCUUAUUCCACAAAGUAGGGCCAGAGAUCGCAAAUGCUCGAUCGCCUCUGCGACUGAAUCUGGUUCUCUGGACUGAAAGGAGACCGAGGUCAGCAGACCUCAGAUGUUUGUUUGGCCUAUGAACACUAAUUAACUCAGAAAUGUACGAUGGUGCUUGGUUGUGAAGGGCAAACAAAAAUAAGGAUUUUAUAACUAAUUCGUGAAAUAAUUGGUAACCAAUUUAAAGAGAUUAAGAUUGGAGAAAUGUGAUCAAACUUACGUCUACCUGACAACACUCUUGCUGUGUGAUCAAAUUUACGUCUACCUGACAACACUCUAUGCUGUGUGAAAGCUGUAACUGUAAACAUGGGCACAUAAAAAAUGAAACGACGACAUCAGCUUUGAUUCUGGUGUUCCUGGAGGCUGGAGAGUAUUCCUUGCCUUUUUUUGUUGUUAUCUACAGAAACGUCCUUGGUUGUUGAUUCACCCCACAUGGAAAAAACCUAUAUAAACAUAUAUGUUUCAAUAUAGGUUUUGAUAUAGGUUUUUAAUAUAUGUGACAUAUAUAAAAUUGGCCAUUUUCCUAAAUUAUAUGUACAUAUAUGCACCUAGAUGUUAACCUAUAUAUUAGUAAAAUUAUUAAAAUCUGUAGCUGCUAAUAAAUAAAACAAAUAAAUGUCCAACCAAUGACAGUGUACACCUGCAGGAGCCAGGAUUCAAACCUCCAACCUUCCGAUCACAAAACAACACGCAUUCCCACUGUUGGGAUUCGAACACCCAAACUUCUUAUCUAAGACAACCCACUCUACCAUCUGCGCCACUGUUGUUGUUUAAGAA
Messenger RNA from Paramisgurnus dabryanus, 3911 nucleotides. RefSeq lists its product as uncharacterized. NCBI's taxonomy places the organism in Eukaryota, Metazoa, Chordata, Actinopteri, Cypriniformes, Cobitidae. The record is from RefSeq and is a predicted model, not a curated record.